AUGAAUUGGAAUAAAUCUGCAACAGGUAUGGAAGCAGAUGGUGUUGUUGAAGGGUUUAUGAAAAGCGUCGAAAUGCAUAAUUUGAAAUUUAAUAAACUGAUUGGUGACGGAGAUAGUAGUGUUACUAAAAGAUUGUUAGAAGUACUACCUUAUGGCCCUAAUGUUUUAAUUGAAAAAAUAGAGUGUCGCAACCAUCUACUGCGUAAUUACAGUCAAAAAAUAGCAGCUAUUGCAAAAAAAACUUGUUAUCCUAUAAAUUUACGUAAAUUUAUAAUUCAAAAUGCAAUGCGGUUUCGAACUGGAAUAGUAAAAGCUAUUCGUUACCAAAAAAAUGAAAAUAAACCUUUAUGUCAACAAAUCGCACUGCUAGAACAAGACUGCCACAACUCAAAAUUCAUGAAUUUAUUGUUGUACUUCGUUCAGUUACGUAUUGCUUUUGAUUCAUGUUUCCAAUGA
This is a messenger RNA of Melanaphis sacchari, 456 nucleotides long. RefSeq lists its product as uncharacterized. The record is from RefSeq and is a predicted model, not a curated record. The coding region runs from base 1 to 456 and encodes 151 amino acids. The transcript is spliced from 2 exons. NCBI's taxonomy places the organism in Eukaryota, Metazoa, Arthropoda, Insecta, Hemiptera, Aphididae.